AUGGAGUUCUUCGAUGUCGCAAUCAUUGGAGGAGGACCCGCGGGUCUAACUGCCGCAGCUACACUAGCUCGCCAGCUGCACACUGCCGUCGUUUUCGAUUCCAAAACUUAUCGAAACGCGAAGGCAUCCCAGAUGCACAUGGUGCCAGGUUGGGAGAAUAGGAACCCCAAAGACUUCCGCAGCGCGACGAGAAAUGACAUUGUGGCCAAUUAUUCUGCUACUAUUCAGUUCGUCGAUGUCGAAGUGACCAAAGUUGAAAAGGAGAGUGACUCCCACUUCAGGGUCCGAGAUGGCCAAGGAAAGGACUGGAACUUUCGUAAAGUGAUACUUGCCGUCGGGUCGUCUGAUACUUACCCCAACAUCGAAGGCUAUGCACAGUUAUGGGCCAAGCGAAUCUUUCAUUGCCUAUUCUGCCAUGGCUAUGAAGAUCGCGGUGCAUCAUCAUCCGGUGUGCUCGCUGUUUCUCCCAUUUUGGUUGCCGCUAUGGCGGUCCAUAUGGCGGAAAACGCGGCUCAACUUAGUGACAGCGUCACCCUGUAUACACAUGGCAACGAUGAAAUGGCAACUCAUCUCAACACCAUUGCUAAUUCCAAGUUCAAAGUGGAGCCUCGCCAAAUCAAACGUCUCCGAGAUAACGCCCAAGCCAAUUCAGUUAUUGUAGAAUUCGUGGACGGAUCUAGCAAAGAAGAGAAGUUCUUGGUUCAUAACCCUCAGACUAGUGUUCAGGGCCCCUUUGUCAGCCAGCUUGGGGUUGCCCUUACACCCAUGGGUGAUAUCCAGGCAGACGCACCAGUGCACCAGUCUAGCGUUCGUGGUGUUUUCGCCGCCGGCGAUUGCAUUACACCAUAUAAGGUGACACCAGGCGCCAUUUCGAGCGGUUGUAACGCAGCGGUGGCAGCUAGCACUCAGUUGCAGGCCGAGAAGUACGGUCAGCCACCCAUGUUUUGA
This is a messenger RNA of Daldinia childiae, 948 nucleotides long. Its product is annotated as Bifunctional thioredoxin reductase/thioredoxin. The coding region runs from base 1 to 948 and encodes 315 amino acids. Gene Ontology annotation, molecular function: oxidoreductase activity. The transcript has 2 exons. The record is from RefSeq and is a predicted model, not a curated record. NCBI's taxonomy places the organism in Eukaryota, Fungi, Ascomycota, Sordariomycetes, Xylariales, Hypoxylaceae.